Messenger RNA from Venustampulla echinocandica, 867 nucleotides. RefSeq lists its product as uncharacterized. The transcript is spliced from 3 exons. Lineage: Eukaryota; Fungi; Ascomycota; Leotiomycetes; Helotiales; Pleuroascaceae. Gene Ontology annotation, biological process: mycotoxin biosynthetic process. The record is from RefSeq and is a predicted model, not a curated record. The coding region runs from base 1 to 867 and encodes 288 amino acids.
AUGGAAGAUAUCAAAUCCGAAUCCCUGCAGGAAGAGGGCGUAUCCCUCUUGGGUGAUGAGGGUUCGCCGACUUCACUCAACCAGGAAUUGGGCAACCGCCAUGAUAGCCGUGGGAGCAAAAGAAACUCCCUCCUAAUAGUGCUCUUGGCUAUAAGCGUUGUCGCCAAUAUACUUCUUCUUUUACCAAGGCGGCAAUCACUUGGGCUUAUCCAUCGCUCUAAAUAUGCCGGACUUGUGAACGAUUUUGAGCUUCCAUACGCCUGGGACAGUGACCGGAGCAAUCCAAAUGACACGGAAAGAAACAAGUUGUGGUAUGAGGAUGAAGAGGCAGACCAAGGCAUCAUGGCGGUUGACAAUGAUGAAGCCAUAUCCUUUGGGCUGCCUAACUCUCAACCAUGGUCCUGGGAUGCGAAAGUCAAGAGCAUUUAUAUCACGAAUGGCCACCACAAUCUCCACUGCUUAAGAAAUAUCUACAUAUCCAUCGACGAGCACGAGAGAGGUGUCCCUCAAAGUCUAGGACGCCACCACAUUCUACACUGCCUCGGUGCGCUCUACGAUGACAUCAAAUGCAACGCCGACGACACGCCGCGAUAUACUGACAAGCACGGUCGGAAGCCCGGCGAGGGGCAAAUUCGGAAAUGCCGCGACUGGAGCAAACUGAAAGCAUUCGUGAAUGAGCGGGAAGGAUGUUUUAAAUACAUCAAGCACGAUAAGGAGGAUAUCAGGAUCAUUGAACGGAUGAAGUAUUGUUCCAAUAACAGUCCAUAUCUGCCCAAGAUUCGAAAAUAUUUUGGGUUUUCCAGUGACUGGACCCCUUGGCCAUAUGUUGAGCAGGACACGUAUCUGACGAAGGAGCACCCGUCUUGA